Molecule: messenger RNA, 3038 nt
Organism: Xenopus tropicalis (tropical clawed frog)
Lineage: Eukaryota; Metazoa; Chordata; Amphibia; Anura; Pipidae
Gene: fgf13
Product: fibroblast growth factor 13
Exons: 5
Coding region: 799-1536 (245 amino acids)
Biological process (GO): signal transduction
Molecular function (GO): growth factor activity
Source: RefSeq, a predicted model, not a curated record
CAUAGAUAAGAAUGGCUGCAAUAUAAAUCCAUACAAGGUUCCAUUCAACAAAUGAAAGGGCUGAUCUGCAAACGCUUUUGUUGCUCCCACUAAAAGUAACCAGAUGUUUUCAGAUGACACACAAUAGGAGACUGGUCAGAGCUUUUCUGUUUCUCAUUGGAAAAGGAGGGGAUCAAGCCAUCUGCAUUUCUCUCUCACACACACAGUUACAAGUGGCUGGGAAGACUGCCUCGGUUACUGCAUUGCACACUGUUUUCUUGGAAUCCUGGAAGGGUGAUUUUUCUGUCGAAUGUAGCCAGAGUGGCUAAGAAAACUAAGAUGCAUCACUUGAGGAAGCCAGACGUGAGCUGUAUCAGUGAUGAGGGCAUGCAAGACGAAAAACACAGCAUUAUUUUACUGAGGUCAAACCCAUUCUGCAAAGGUGUUCUAUGUUAUUCCUUUAAGACCUGGAGCAGCUAUUAAUUGGACGAAGUAAGGACCAGUGUAUUAUCCGAAAUAAAGACAUCUUGGUGGGUAAGAACGAAGGCAGGAAUGGAAAAGUUUGAAAUAUUUAUGAAUAGAAGAAGUGACUUGUAUGUGACUGUAGCAAUCCCCCCCCUAUUAUAAGGCAAUUGUGAUUACUGAAGAGGGAUUCAUGAUUCACUUCUACUGACAACAGAACAAUACUGGUUGCAUGCAUGUCGGCUUCCUUCCAACCAGCAGGAAAAGUUGUGAUAAAAUCCAAAUACCUUAUCUUCAGAAUAUUAACUGACUAGCUCACUUGGAUUCUAUUUUUUUGUGGAAAAUAAAUCAGUAGCCAUGGCUGCGGCCAUUGCCAGCUCUCUGAUUAGGCAGAAGAGACAAGCCCGGGAAAGGGAAAAAUCCAAUGCAUGCAAAUGUGUGAGCAGCCCCAGCAAAAGCAAAGGAAACUGCGAGAAAAACAAACUCAAUGUCUUUUCUCGGGUCAAACUAUUUGGCUCAAAGAAGAGAAGACGAAGACGACCAGAACCUCAACUCAAAGGAAUAGUAACUAAACUGUACAGCAGGCAAGGUUACCACUUGCAGUUGCAGCCAGAUGGCACAAUCGAUGGAGCAAAGGAGGAGGAAAGCAGUGCCACUAUGUUCAACCUUAUACCAGUUGGUUUACGAGUGGUGGCUAUUCAAGGUGUUCAAACGAAAUUAUACUUGGCUAUGAACAGUGAAGGAUAUUUGUACACAUCAGAACAUUUCACGCCUGAAUGCAAAUUCAAAGAGUCAGUAUUCGAAAACUACUACGUGACAUAUUCUUCAAUGAUCUACAGACAGCAGCACUCUGGAAGAAGCUGGUUUUUGGGUCUCAACAAAGAAGGAGAAAUUAUGAAGGGCAAUCAUGUAAAGAAAAAUAAGCCAGCUGCCCAUUUUCUGCCAAAACCAUUAAAAGUGGCCAUGUACAAAGAACCUUCACUUCAUGAUCUCACAGAAUUUUCCAGAUCCGGCAGUGGAACUCCAACAAAAAGCAGAAGUGUUUCAGGAGUAUUAAAUGGGGGUAAAUCUAUGAGUCAAAAUGACUCAACGUAGCCAGCUUCAGGCAAGUGAGGAGCUGCGUUAUAUACAGUAAUGGAACCUUACCUCUGGAUGCUGUUGAAUUCUUACAAGGAGCCCUUCAUUCAAGUACCCAGUUAUUCAGGACAAGCACUGAACUUGCACAGGUCACUCACAUUUAAGCCGUUAGAUCUCCAGGGUGUCGCUGGAUCCCAUUAGAAUGUGCUCUUUGCAUCUCAGAAGGCACCCACACAGCCUGCAAAACAUAAAGUGAAAUAAGUCACGGAGAGGACGUACCCUGCUCUCGGUUUAUAUCACCUAUGGUUUGGGGAGAACGAAAGCAGAAACAUUUCACAGAACUCACAGCUGAUUACAAGAAAAAACAAAAUGCUUUCCAACCAAGAAUAAAAGACCACUUUUGCUCUUCAAAGAAAAUUUUACUGCUUAUAUGUUUUAUAGGGGUGAACCUAUACAUUGUAAAACCUGUUGUUUUCUUGGCUUAAAGUUUUAUAUACACAUAUUAUUCAUUUGAAAAACUUGCAACGCUUUGAUUUUCAUCAGGCGCAGCUUUCUGAACUCUAUAGGGUCUUUAAAGCUGGGUCUUAAUAUCAAAAUCAGGUCUGAACUGAGGCGCUAUGCUCAAGUAAACAGUGAUCCUGUGAUUUCAACCAUACUGAAAUAUAUCUUUUUUUUUAAAUAAAUUCUAUAUGUAGUGUCCUGGCUCACAGUAUAGUGCAAAACCCUAAUCCAUUGACAAACAAUUGUAUUGUCAAAUCCAAAACAGUGGAAUAUACCUUUACAGAUACUAUUGUCCACGUACAUCCAUUUCUCUGAUUUCCAUUUUUGUGUAUAAUGUUACAUAAAUGUUGUGUGGCUUCUUUUCUAGAAAAAAAAUGAAAAAAAAAAGCUGUGGAAUUAAGGUGAACAUUUUUAUAAGAAAUGUCUUAUUUGUAAAAGUCCUUUUUCAGUGUAUGGCGUAUGUAUAGUAGAAAUGGAGAUAAGGGGCAGGCAAAGACAAGACCGUAGCCGUGCCUGCCAAUCAAUACGUUCAAUGUUAAGUUAGGUUUUUUCCAUUUGGUUUAUCAUCUCUGUUGCAUGGGAGGAAGCAGGAGAAUGGGAUUAGACAUGCAUGAUAUGUUUUGGUUUUGUGCAUUAACCAUUGUUGGAUUCAGCACCUCUAAAAUAUACAGUACAUAGUAAGGGUAAGGGUUUUCAUGUAUUGUGCAAAAUGUUCAUCCUUUGUUGUAAACACCAAAUGCACUGAAGAAGCAAUUUAUAUUUAAUGUGUAUUUUUUAAACUAUUAUAUUCAUUUCUUUUCUUUAUGUCACACUACCCAAAGGCUAUUCAGUAUUCUGGAAUAUAAGCAGGCUAUGCAUUUUUCUGUUUAACUGUUAAGUCACGAUAAUUUGUUCUGAAUUUGAUUGACUUCACAUUCAGAUGUUUCUUCCCGCCUUUUUUCUUUUUUAUUUAAAAUAGGACCCUGUUUACGUUGAAGCAGAUUGUGCACUUGUAAAAUAAAAUGUUUCCUUCAACUGUA